AACUUACAUCCCUGCUGCAUCACAAUAUCAACACUUGAUCUCUCCGAGGGACAUCGGCAGAAUUCAGAUUCAGAACGAAACAUGGCAGCAUCAGAUGGAUUUCCUGCCAGUUUCUACGGGGAACCAGGAGUGUUAGGCAUGUUGUCGAAUGGGAUCAGUGCAUUCCUUGUACUUCUACAGAACUUCAGUCAAGCUCACAAUGGCAAAGCUCCGGUUGGAGUAGAGAACAUUCUUGCAGGCGUACAUCUCAUCCUGAUAGGUGGUGUAUGCCAGUUGGUGGCUGGACUGCUCUCCUUCCGCAAAUACGACCACUUGAGCGGUACUGCCUUCAUUGGCUAUGCUGCUCUUUGGGGUAGUUAUGGUGCAACCAGAAUCUACUAUGGUGCCUUGUCUGAAAAUCCAAAUAUGGCCUCAACAGUAGAUCAGAUCAUGAACAAUUCCUCCCACAAUAUGAUGAGCAACGCAUCUCAUAAUAAUGCCACACAGUGCUAUUUAUGUCUCUCCAUAGAAGAGUCAGCCAUUGCUGGCCUGGUCCCCUACAUCCUCCUAUCUUUUAUUCUGGCUUUUUGCUCUGCCACGGUCAACUACAUCAUGCCUUUUGUUUUUGGAGCCAUCACGGGUACUUUGAUCUUUGAGGCAGUGGCUUUAGCUGCAGACUCCUGGGCUCUGGUGGUGUCUGGGGUUCUGGAGUUGCUCAUUUUGAUGUUUGCCAUCUAUGGCUCAGCUGCUCUUCUCAUCAAAGGUCUGACUCAGCGUCUAGCCUUGAAAGGUUUUGGGACCCCACUCUUUAAUGUUCUCCUCCUAGGAACCCCCAACUCAGGAAAAGCUCAGAGUGGAGGCCAGGAGAAGAAGAAGAACACAAAAUAUGCAGAACCAAUGGCUUUGGGCUUCUUCUGCGACUCCAUCGCUCCGUUCAUCUUUGCUUUCUAUAGCUUUGGGUACAUGAAAUCCUUUGGUUUAGGGGUUGUAUGGGUAUCAAUCAUCUCAGUUGCCCAGCUAUUCUCCAGCUACUACGCCCAUCUGCGCCAAGAUUGCUACCACACCACAAAGUUUGGGUUCCAUGCCACAUAUUGGCUGAUCCAAGCUUGGGAUGAGUUUGUUGCGUCUGUUUUAAUAGUGGAGGACAGUAAAGUUGUCUCUGGAAGGGAAGCAAUGGUAGGAGACUGGUUCUUUGUGGCGGCAGCUUUGGUGCUCUGUGUGGGGAGCCUGAACAUGGACGUCCUGGAGUUGAUCCAUAACUUGCUCUUUGUCUUGCUCACAGUCUCCACGGUCCCUCAGAUCCCCCUGCAGGGUUAUUACAUCUUCUUUGGUGUAGCUUGUUCUCUCUUCACUGCAGUCUCUAUCUAUGGCACCUUCACCCGUCUCAUCAACUCCAUUGCAGAGAAAUCUCUUAUACCUGUUGGACCCCAGCCAGUGUCCUCUGAGAAGCUGACUAGGGCUUUGGGUUGUAGGUCCAAACAGGGAGAUCAGGAUGUGCUGCCACCAACUGAUCAGACCUCAGAUGCUCUGUUCUAUCUCUCAAAUGGGGUCGCAGCUCUGUCAGCUCUACAUUCAAGACAGAUGAGUGUGAACCCUUCCCUCCUGCACCUGACCAUCCCCUGGGUCCUGAUCUCUGGAGCUAUCAUCCAGGCCUAUGUCAGCAGGUUGCAAGUGACAGGAGGAGGGCGCUUCGGCUCAGUCAUCUCCUCCAUCUAUGUGGCUGUUUGGGCAACAUGGACAUGGUAUAGAUUUGCAGGUAACCAGCUUCAGCUCUCAACCGAGGCAGAUUAUGGUUUUACUGCAGGAGCCAUCGCCUUCCUGGUCAUUAAUGCUUUCCUUAUGUUGAUUGCUGCUUAUAGAAACUUGGUUCUUCUGUUCCUAACAACGCUCAUGGAGGUGGUUCUUGUCUGCUUCCUUCUCUCCACCUUACACAAGCUGCCAUAUGAGCUUGAAAUUGCCAUGCUUGCACUGGUCUCCAUCAUAUGCAUAUAUGGCACUUUGGCUUCAUUGAUAAACUGCAUCUUCUCACAAAGACUGUUGCCAAUGGGGCCUGCACUCAUCAAGGAAAAAAUGAAAUCAGAACUAUCUGAGGAGCUGCCCUGUCCGGUGGCUAGCUCUCGCCUCACCAGCGGCCUCUUAAAGAUCGCUGGGCUUCUGGAUGAGGGAGGAGUGUGCGGUAUUCCCACAGACACUGUGUACGCUCUGGCUGCCUCCUGCAAAAAUCCCCAGGCGAUAGAGAGAAUCUACAGCAUCAAGGACCGACCAGCAGAGAAGCCUAUCUGCAUUUGCAUUUCUAGUGUGGAACAGCUGGUGGCAGCCAAGCCUCCCUUUAGCCCUCUGCUGUGGGAGUUCAUGAGGAAUGUUUAUCCAGGAGGCAUCAGCUGCAUCGUCAGCAAAGGAGACUGGCUGUUUCAGCUAGGAGUGGGAGCAGCUUACGACCGUGUUGGCACCAGGGACAGCAUCAUGAUCCGUGUCCCUGACCACACGGUGACCUGCCACUUAUGCGACUUCACUGGACCCCUCGCUAUCACGUCAGCCAAUCCCAGCGGAGAACCAGACAGCACCCACCACAGCAUGGUCAUCAAUCGAUUAGGGCACAAGAUCCAAGGGGUCCUCUGCGACGGGGACACAAAUGAAGUCGUUGCUUCAACUGUUGUCAACUGUCUGAGGAUUGAUGAAGGUAUCAUCUCCAUUGUAAGAGAAGGCUGUGUCCCUGCGGUUAAAGUCCAACAGAUCUUUGACAGGCUGAAAAACACAAUGUUGUGAGUCUUGUUACAGAGAACUACCUCAUGGCUUUGUGUGAGGAUCAACACCACAAAAAACACACAUUUAAAACCAAAGCUUUGUUUGUAUAAGUGUUAUUGAAAUUGCAGAUGCUGAAACACCAGAGCUACUUGUGCCUGAAAAUGGAAAAAAAAAAUGUUAUGUUUAUCUGAGAGAAUAUCAACAUAUAUUUAUGUAGUAACUGUAAAUUUGUAGAUAUUUAUUCAUCUUUUUAAAAUGUUCUUUCUGCACACCUUGUGGCUUUUUGGUUGCGGCAAAACAAUGUUCUCGUCUGACUUAUGUGUUAAAGUGCAUUGUGCAAUGUUGUAUGGAGUUACUCUGUGUAAAUA
Molecule: messenger RNA, 3092 nt
Organism: Fundulus heteroclitus (mummichog)
Lineage: Eukaryota; Metazoa; Chordata; Actinopteri; Cyprinodontiformes; Fundulidae
Exons: 11
Coding region: 82-2745 (887 amino acids)
Biological process (GO): regulation of translational fidelity
Cellular component (GO): cytoplasm
Molecular function (GO): double-stranded RNA binding; nucleotidyltransferase activity; tRNA binding
Source: RefSeq, a predicted model, not a curated record